This is a messenger RNA of Anguilla anguilla (European eel), 2563 nucleotides long. RefSeq names its product potassium inwardly rectifying channel subfamily J member 1b (gene kcnj1b). The record is from RefSeq and is a predicted model, not a curated record. The transcript is spliced from 2 exons. Gene Ontology annotation, cellular component: plasma membrane. NCBI's taxonomy places the organism in Eukaryota, Metazoa, Chordata, Actinopteri, Anguilliformes, Anguillidae. The coding region runs from base 169 to 1323 and encodes 384 amino acids. Gene Ontology annotation, molecular function: ATP-activated inward rectifier potassium channel activity. Gene Ontology annotation, biological process: regulation of monoatomic ion transmembrane transport; potassium ion import across plasma membrane.
GUGCCCGAGAUUAAGGCAUUGCGUUGGGGAUUAAAACUCGCAACACACGAACAGAAACUUGCGGGAAACAAACCGGGACUGUAAAAAUCGGAGCGACAAAAAAAAGCAAAACAAAAAAGCGGCUAUCUGCAGCGCCUGGCCAGCAGACUCAGACGGCAGUUUUCGGCAAUGUUCCGGUUCAUGCGCAAGCACAUCCACAACCACCUGGCGGAGCGCAGGAUCCGGAGGAGCCGCCUGGUGGCCAAGGACGGGCGCUGCAACAUCGAGUUCGGCAACGUGGAGUACCACAGCCACUUCGCCUUCCUGAAGGACUUCUGGACCACCUUCGUGGAGAUCCGCUGGCGCUUCAUGAUCUUCCUCUUCAUCGCCUCCUUCACGGGCAGCUGGUUCUUCUUCGGCCUGCUCUGGUACUGGAUCGCCAAGACCAACGGGGACCUGGCCGGCCAGAGCUACGCCAAGGGCCACGUCCCGUGCGUCAGCAACGUCAACGGGCUCACCACCGCCUUCCUCUACUCGCUGGAGACCCAGACCACCAUCGGCUACGGCGGGCGGGCGGUGACGGGCGACUGCGCCGUGGCGGUGGCCCUCAUCGUCAUCCAGUCGCUUAUCGGCGCCAUCAUCAACUGCUUCAUGUGCGGCGUCAUCCUGGCCAAGAUCUCGCUGCCCAAGAAGCGGGCCAAGACGGUGACCUUCAGCGAGACGGCGGUGAUCUGCCCGCAGAAGGGCGAGCUCUGCCUGCAGAUCCGCGUGGCCAACAUGCGCAAGACGCUGCUGAUCGGCAGCCAGAUCUACGGCAAGCUGCUGCGGACCACCGUCACCCCCGAGGGCGAGACGGUCAUCAUGGACCAGGUGGGCAUCGACUUCGUGGUGGACGCCGGCAAGGACAACCUGUUCUUCGUCUGCCCGCUCACGCUCUGCCACGUCAUCGACAAGUCCAGCCCCUUCUUCGGCAUGGCCGCCGACACGCUCCACCUGCAGGACUUCGAGCUGGUGGUCUUCCUGGACGGCACGGCCGAGUCCACCAGCUCCUCCUGCCAGGUGCGCACCUCCUUCAUCCCGCAGGAGGUGCAGUGGGGCUACAGCUUCCUGCCCAUCAUCUCGCGCGCCAAGGGCGGCAAGUACCGCGUGGACUUCUCCAACUUCUCCCGGGCCGUGCCCGUGCCCACGCCGCACUGCGCCCUCUGCUUCCACGACGAGGGGUACCACCGCCCGCCAAUCCAACCCCACGCCCAGGGCCAGGCCCACCCGGAGAAGAAGGGCAUCGACAACGAAGGCUUCGAGGUGAUCGACAUCGACGACUCAGCAGACAACACGGUCAUGUGAGGCCGCGGGGAGGUUUUUUGGGGGACAUGAGAUUGAGUUUAAGAAGAGGGGAAGGCUGGUGAGGAGCUCAUGUGCUUGUGCUGGUCAUCCAGGGGAACUUUGGGCACCCAGGGAACAUUUUAGAGGUGAAAAGUUGGAGAAAAACCAUCUAGGCGUUUCCGGUGAAAUCCCGGCUACGUUUGGUUGAAAAGUGAAAGUUUUCUAGCCGACUAUGACGUUGCCAGGCUAUAUCCAGGUUAAACCUGCGCUCUAUUGGGGUUAACCUGGCCGUUUUAUGUCGAAACUUCUCUCAACCUAGAUUUUCACCUCUCUAGAUGGCUUUUGCUGGGACAAGACAUCAGCCACUGAGCAGCACCGCUGAGACUCAUCUGCCCGCUCCCUGGUCAGAGCUGCCCAGUUGUUGAAUAUGAGCAGAGCUGGUAAUGCCCGGCUCCAUUUAUGCAAUUUUAGGAAACCUAUGUGCGCCGCCUAGCUUAAACGAGGUCCGCAUAUGAUGUCAUUGCCCCUCCAGAAGAGGUGUAAUGAACUAGCUGCUCGUCCCUGGACAUCAAAUAAAAUUAUACCUUGGAAUACUUUAUUUUUUAAAGGAAAAAACAGAAAAAAUGUGAGUGCAAGGUACUGUCCUGCUUUAUCAAAUCACAGAGCCUGUGGCAUCGAGCUGGAAAAAUGCCAGAAAGGCUUGUGCCCGAGCUAAUGCUCACGUUUGACCUUAGCUACGGCUUGUGCCUCUGACUUUCCGAAGGGUAGACUUCAGUGGAAAAUGGUCAGUGUUUCUUGUUCCCGUGACUACAAGGACUUACAAACUGACAUCUAUUAAGCAGGGGACAAAGUGCCUUGAAUUUUCAUGAACUGAGAAAAGGUGAAAGGUGACUUUGAAUGGAUUAUGAUUUAAAUCUUUUUUAAUGAAAAAUUCAGGAGCUAAAGGGGUACCAAAAUGCUUUGCCUCCAAGAGUACUAAUAAGCAUUGCUGUUCCCGCAUUAUAUUUUCACUGCAGUAAUAAUGAUUGCAGCCAAAUUUUGUGAGCACAACAGCUUCAGUAAACACACGAAAACAAGUAUUUGUAAUGAUUUUACUGUUCUUAUAAGAAAAUUGUAUUUUAUUUUAUCUCAGGGGAAUCUACUUGGUGCAAAAAAGGUUUUGUAAAACUCAUUAAAUGUGCUAUAUUUUUAUUUUCUGGGAAAUAAAGACAUUGAUUCACCACCACAUAAAUAAGAGUAAUAAGGAGUCAUAAUUAAACCG